This is a messenger RNA of Fonsecaea multimorphosa CBS 102226, 807 nucleotides long. RefSeq lists its product as uncharacterized. The record is from RefSeq and is a predicted model, not a curated record. The coding region runs from base 1 to 807 and encodes 268 amino acids. The transcript has a single exon. NCBI's taxonomy places the organism in Eukaryota, Fungi, Ascomycota, Eurotiomycetes, Chaetothyriales, Herpotrichiellaceae.
AUGAUGUUGCUCAACAAAGCCGACGACGCGAAAACAAUGCCGAGGGCGACAAAGCCAGCGAAACGGAGACUGAAGCUCGGAUGUCUUUAUUUGUUCUGCUACUUGUUUGGCCAUCCGGGCCAUCUUCGCCUUCGCCACGGAAUACAGAUCACAAAUCACGCAACGACGCAGUCCUCGAUCGCACUACAUUCUGAGUGCCAACUAACGCACAAGUCAAAACAUAUCACGAAGAUGAUACUCCCUUUCCUCGACCUCCUCAUCCUCCUCUUACUCUCCUCCACAAGGCUGAGUACCGCCUACCCCUCCCCAGCGGGUCUAGCCUAUCUGCCCAAGGGCCAAUGCACCUACGCGGGCCAAGUCGUCUGCGCGUCGACGUCGACGUUCGCAAUCUGCGACGCGUCUCUGAUGGGCGUUAUCCAGCCCCUGGCCGUGGGGGAUACGCGGUGCGGUGACUUUGGAGGCGGAAGCGCAGCAGCAACAACACCUGCAGCUGGCCCUCCUCCCGCGUCCUCUACGCGAACCACCCCAGCAAACUCGCAAGAAGGAACCCUGGGUUUCAUGCAGACAAUAGAAUCAAUGAUUGCCACAGCCACAACACCUCCUGCGUCGUCCUCGACGCCGAAGAAGCCUGGGAACCAAACCACCUCCACGGCCGUCCAGCCAGUCACCACUCCCGCCCCACAUUUUGCAUCAGGGACGGGCCUCGAGGUCAUCCCUGUCACACCGCUUCCCACGGCGGUUGCCACGGCCGCAGCGCCGCCUCGGGAGGGCUGUAAUCCCGGCAAAAGCACUUGCUCGGGCGAUUAA